GGCUGGUCUGGGGGCACUGUCCUGGUCUGAGGGGGGCUGUCCUGGUCUGGGGGCCACCCCAUCCUCUCUGUCCACCUACCUGGUAGCUCAUCCUGGGGGUCUCAGGGUGCAACAUCCCUUGGAGGUGGGGUCUAAGGGGGUCCCUGCCUGUCAUCUGCUUGUCCCUGUGAGGUGGCCGGUGGCCAGGGUGCUGCUUAGGGACAGAGGCUGGGUCCUGUCUGGGUCUGGGCAGGCACCUGUCCUCUCUGAGGGUCAAUCUUUGCUCCUAAAAUGGCUUCAUAUCCCCCCACGACAGAGAAUUUCAUGAGGACUCUCAUGGGGUGUCCACUCACCAUGUGUCCAGGAGCCCAGGAAGGGACCGGCCUGGUCCCCGCAGGCGGCUCCGUGUGGACGGAGCACAUUAGGAGAGUUUGUGUUCUCGGGGGUCACACAGUGUGACGCAGAACCACGUGCGCCUCAGUGCUACUGACCUUGGCGUGCAGGCUGGCCCUGGUGGGAAUGCCCAGGAUGGGGCGGGCACCAGGAGCUGGCCUGGCCGAGGUGACUUUUUGGGGUGGUUCCAGGCCCCUUGCCAGUCCUCCUGGACAGACGACGUGGACACCUUGGCUGCUGAGCUGGACCCGCCCCCGGCCCCACGCAAAUGGCAUUCCUGGGAGCAGGCCUGCGCCCGCCAUGGGGCUGUCCUGCAAGGAGAAGGUCUUCCUGGCCCUGCUGGGGGCCGCGGUGGCCCUGGGACUCACCGCACUGGUUCUUGUCCUGGUGGAGGCUGUCAACAUCCUCCUGCCCGCAGACACCAAGUUCGGGAUCGUGCUUGACGCUGGCUCCUCCCACACGUCCCUCUUCGUGUAUCGGUGGCCGGUGGACAAGCAGAAUGGCACGGGCGUGGUCAGCCAGGCCCUGGCCUGCCAGGUGGAAGGGCCUGGAAUCUCCUCCUACACCGCCGACCCUGCACAGGCUGGUGAGAGCCUUCGGGGCUGCCUGGGGGAGGCGCUGGCACUGAUCCCAGAGGCCCAGCAUCCAGGAACACCCAUGUUCUUGGGGGCCACGGCCGGCAUGAGGCUGCUCAGCCAGAAGAACAGCUCCCAGGCGGGGGACAUCUUUGCAGCGGUCACCCGGGUCCUGGGCGGGUCUCCUGUGGAUUUUCAGGGCGCCAAGCUCCUGGACGGGCAGGACGAAGGUGCCUUUGGCUGGAUCACCAUCAACUAUGUCCUGGGGCUGCUCAUCAAGUACUCCUUCUCUGGAGAAUGGACCCGGCCUCCGGAAGGGACACUGGUGGGCGCCCUGGACCUGGGCGGGGCCUCCACCCAGAUCGCCUUUGUGCCCCGGGGCCCCGUCUUGGACACGAGCACGCAGGUCACCUUCCACCUCUACGGCUCCAGCUACAGCGUCUACACUCGCAGCUACCUCUGCUUUGGGCGGGACCAGAUACUGAGCCGGCUCCUGGCCGGGCUGGUGCAGAGCCAGAGCCACUCGGCCAGCCUGGUCCGACACCCCUGCUACCACAGCGGCUACCGCAGCACACUGCCCCUGGCCCCCCUGUACGAGUCACCCUGUGUCCACCCUGCGGCCCCCCAGAACCUCACCCAGAACCUCACGGUGGAAGGGACAGGUGACCCUGGGGCCUGCGUCGUGGCCAUCCAGCAACUCUUCAACUGCUCCAGCCUCCAGGGCCUUGGGGACUGUGCCUUCGACAGGGUCCACCAGCCCCCACUGUGGGGCCAGUUCUACGCCUUCUCCAACUUCUACUACACCUUCCACUUCCUGAACCUCACGUCCAGGCAGUCACUGGCCACUGCCAAUGCCACAGUCUGGGAGUUCUGCCAGGAGCCCUGGAAGCAGGUGGAGGCCAGCUACCCUGGGCAGGACCGCUGGCUACGGGACUACUGUGCCUGCGGCCUGUACAUCCUCACACUCCUGACAGAGGGCUACGGGUUCAGUGAGGAGACCUGGCCCAGCAUCGAGUUCCGCCAGCAGGUUGGCGGCAUGGACAUUGGCUGGACUCUGGGCUAUAUGCUGAACCUGACUGGCAUGAUCCCGGCCGAGGCGCCGGUCCAGUGGCGGGCAGAGAGCUACGGCGUCUGGGCCGCGGGAGUGGUGUUUGUGGUGCUGACCCUGGUGGCUGUUCUUGGGGCUGCUACAGUCCAGCUCCUCUGGCCCCAGGACUAGCAGGAAGGCGGAGGCCCAGCCCACCGCGACCCCAGUGCCUUCCGGAUCCCCUCUCCCCUGCAGUGCCUUGUUGUGUGGGCUAGGCCCGCAGUCCUGGACAUCUGGCCCCACUCCGCCACCAGGUGGUGCUGGCCGUGAAGGCUGCAUGGCCCCCGCCACGGCCCCCCAUCCCAGCGUCCCUGGGCCCCUCUCCCCCGGCACCUCUUCCCUGCAGCACCCCAGGGCUUUGUGCAGGGGCCUGCGUGGAGCCUGGCUCGGGGCCCCCCGCUGGAGCAGGGCGGGGCCUGGCUUCGAGGGGCCAGCACAGGGACCCGGGAGCCACAGCCAGCCGGAGGCCGAGAGGGAAGCAGGGCCGGUGGACCAGUUGCCCUUGCUGUCUGACCAGAUGGACAGAGUCCAGCAACGUGGGUAUCUCCUGGGCCACCCCCCCAAGUCACCAAGCCUGGAACGUGGACCACACUGUGGGGGGCGUUUUUAUUAAAACCUCCUGAAC
Molecule: messenger RNA, 2659 nt
Organism: Propithecus coquereli (Coquerel's sifaka)
Lineage: Eukaryota; Metazoa; Chordata; Mammalia; Primates; Indriidae
Gene: ENTPD8
Product: ectonucleoside triphosphate diphosphohydrolase 8
Exons: 10
Coding region: 499-2166 (555 amino acids)
Biological process (GO): nucleoside diphosphate catabolic process
Cellular component (GO): plasma membrane
Molecular function (GO): GDP phosphatase activity; UDP phosphatase activity
Source: RefSeq, a predicted model, not a curated record